Messenger RNA from Schistocerca serialis cubense, 1667 nucleotides. RefSeq names its product something about silencing protein 10 (gene Sas10). The record is from RefSeq and is a predicted model, not a curated record. Gene Ontology annotation, cellular component: small-subunit processome; nucleolus. The coding region runs from base 185 to 1606 and encodes 473 amino acids. The transcript has 10 exons. Lineage: Eukaryota; Metazoa; Arthropoda; Insecta; Orthoptera; Acrididae. Gene Ontology annotation, biological process: maturation of SSU-rRNA from tricistronic rRNA transcript (SSU-rRNA, 5.8S rRNA, LSU-rRNA).
GUACCGCUUCGUAUAAUAUGCUUUGGCUUUUGCAAAAUGGUGUAUCUGUGUGCAAAGAAGUUCACGAAAUAUUCACGUGUGUUACUUUGUUUACACGUGUAUAGGUUAGGUUGUUUGGGGGUGUUGUGUUUGGCCUCAAGUUUAAAAAUAAUUUGAUUCGAAAGGUGCCAACAACGACGAAGAAAUGAGUAAGAAGUCUAAAGGAAAGAAAUUGGACGCAGAUCUGGAUGUGGAAUUGGAGGAGUAUGAGCCAUCUGACUCUGAAGAUGAUUAUUCUGAAGAUGAAAAGCUCUUGUUGGAAAACGUCAGGAAGAGGCCGAGAGAGUUUGAUGAUGAAAGUGAGGAAGAAGUGCUCGGAGUAGCUUCUGACGAUGAUGACGAUGACGACGAGGGUGACGGCAUGGCCAGCGACCUGGACGGCGAGCAGGACGACGACUUGCCAGACGCGAAGGCCUGGGGUCGCAAAAGGAAGAAUUUCUACAAUGCGGACUAUGUGGACGAUGACUAUGGAGGCUUCCAGAAGGAGGAGGAAGAGGAGGCAGCCCGACUGGAGGAGGAGGAGGCGCGGCAGAUCCAGAAGCGUCUGGCCAGCCAGCUGCGGGACGAGGACUUCGGCCUCAGCGCCUUCGUCGCUAAGGACGAGAAGGGUGAAGAGAAGGCGGAGGCAGAGGAGGUGAUUGCAACAGACCUGACAAAGCUCUCAAAGAGGCAGAAGCUGUCACUCGUGCAGAAAGAGUCGCCAGAAUUCUUCGCACUCACUCGGGACUUUUCUGAGAAAAUGGCUGUCCUGAAAGAUGAGUUAGAGCCAGUGAUGGCUCUUAUCAAGGCACAGAAAAUUCCAGACUGCCCCGCUGCCAAAUUUGUCAGCACCAUGUAUCAUCUUGUACUCAACUACUGCAGCAACGUGUCGUUCUACCUGCUGCUGAAAGCCCUUCGCACGCCCGUGGUGGCUCAUCCCGUGGUGGGGCGGCUGGCCAAAUACCGCAAGCUACUGGCGCAGGCGGAAGGCGUCUUCCGGGAGGUGGUGCGGCCGCAGCUGGCCACCGUCCUCGCCGCCGACUGGGACACCGUGGCGGCCUCUGUGCAGUUGCCAGAGAAGAAGCAAAAGAAGAAGGCCCUCAGGCUGCUGUCCGCUCCCCUCACAGAAGACGGAGCGAGUGACGAGUCCAGUAUGGUCCGGGAGGGAAUCCCGAUGCCGGAGAAGGGGAGGAAAAGGAAGGCGGAGGAGCCGGAGGGCGCAGAGGGAGUGGAGAGUGCGCCGGCACCUGCCGCCACUGCGGCGACUCCAGCGCUGCGCGCCCUGGCCGCCAGCAGCUCCAGCAGUGCAGGAGAAGACUCCGCCAGUGAAGAAAUUGCCGACGGGGAGAGUGGCAAGGAGGGCGACCGGCGUGCCAUUACCUACGAAAUGGCCAAGAACAAGGGGCUGACACCGUACCGCAAGAAGGAGAUGCGCAACCCCAGGGUGCGGCACCGCCGCAAGUACGAGAAGGCGCGCGUGCGCCGCAAGGGCCAGGUUCGCGAACCGAGGAAGGAAGUGAAGAAAUACGGUGGAGAAGUCUCGGGAAUCAAGAUAGGUGUGACCAAGAGCAUCAAGCUGAAAGUGUGAUCUGUGUUUGUAUGCUGCUCUGUGGCUGUAUUAUAAGAGCAAUAAAAUGUGUUGGAACUCA